GAGCAAGAGCAGCACCAGAUGCCAUCCACUGGCAGCCUGGACCAUACGCACGGGAGUUGCAAGCCAUGCCUCUUCUUCGCACAAGCAGAGUGCCGGAAGGGGAGUGACUGCACGUUCUGCCACUUCCAACACGACUCCAGGGACCUCAAGCGCGUCCGCCCUUCCAAGAAGACGCGCAGCUGGCUGAUGGAGCGGGGCAGGCAGCUGCAGCUGGUGGGGGACCACCCGCCCGCAGAGCAGGCGCAGCCUGGCCGCGGCAGCCGAGCGCAGCCGCUGGGGUUCCACCAGCGUGUAGAGCCAGCGCGGCCGCUGCCGGGCGCCCCCCAGCAGGGCCAGGGCGCCGAGCGCUUCUUCGCCGCACCGCGGUGGCUCGCCGCUGCUGGCCCGCCAGCCGCCGCCUGCCCGGGCCUGCGGGCACUUGCCGAGCGCGCGCAGCCGCCGCCUGCCGAGGGUCCGUGGGCGCUCGUUGGCGAGCUCGCGCCCAUCACCGCCGUGAGCCUCUGA
Molecule: messenger RNA, 504 nt
Organism: Prorocentrum cordatum
Lineage: Eukaryota; Dinophyceae; Prorocentrales; Prorocentraceae
Source: the annotation of a GenBank genome assembly